CCGAACUUGUCAACGGCGGCGGACAAUGUCGGCGACGGAGCUGCGGGAUGCGUACAAGGCGCUCAAGUUCCUCCAGGAAGCCCUUGCCAAGAGUAAAGAAGAGGUGGCUAUUUGUCGCUCCCAGCUCAAGCAUCAAGAAGACCAGCACUUGCUGGAUUUGCAGACGCUACAGGCGGAAUUGAAUCAAGCUCGUUCACAGGUGCUGCAGCCUCCCGCCGCGUGUCAGCACCAUGGUCAAGGACUCGAAGCCCUUCAACGUCAGUACACGAAUGAACUAAAGAAACUCCGUGACGAACUCGACAAUGCCAUCCAAUAUCGUCAACGUGCAGAGGACGAUGCACGCAAUCGCACAAUCGAGCUUAGGGCUGAAAAACACAAGACCGCAGCGCUGCAGGCUCAAUUUCACACGCUUGAAGCGUCUAUAAGCGACAUGCAAGCUCGUCUGAGUGAAAGCACCGUCGAGAAGGCGUCGUCGGACGCACGUUUUGCAGAAGCUGUUGCCUUCUCGAAAACCCAAGUCGACAAACUGAGGUCCGUUGAGGCGACGCUAUGCAAAGCAAAGGAAACCGAAAGAAAAGUUCAAGACGAAAUACGCAAGAAUGAAGCGCUAGUGGCUCAGCUUCACUCACUCGAGACCUCCAUGCACUCGCUUCAAACCCAAUUGGAUGAAUCCACCACCGCUAACGCAUCCUUGGAGGCCCGCGUGGUAGAACUCAUUUCUCUGUCUAAUAGCCAAGACGCCAAGGUUCGAUCUCUGGAGGCCACGCUUGCCCGGACAGUGGAGGCUCUUGCAUCUUCACAGGAGGCGUGUGCAGCCUUGGCGAAAGAAAAGCGGCGCAUCGAGGAGGACGUCGUGGUUGCACGGCUACUCAAAGUCGAAGAACUCGAUGUUCUAGCCGUCCACAAGAGCGAGACUCCCGAUGCAGAAAGUGUAGUCCCAAGCUCUGUGACGGUGACUACCCAGCAGCUCGCUGAGUGGAGAGCUAAGUUGCGAGAUCUGAGGACGGAGUUGCGUUCGAUCCGUAUCGAUGUCAAGGCAAUGAAAUCACUCCGAGCACCGAUACUGACGAUGGAAUAUUUCCAAGCAUACGCUUCAAAGCCAUCAAACGCGACUCAAGAACGACUUAGCGUGUUGUCAUCAAAAUUAGGGGAUGUGCGUCACGAAUGGCAUGAGCUCAAGGCCUUAUGGACCGCAUACUCCGCGGACACGAUGGGAUUCCUGACGGAUGGGCUAAUGACCUUGGUAUUGGAACGAUCGGGCCGUGAAGCGCAAGCCCAAAUGCGACGAAUACACAUUUCGAGCCAGCUAAACGAACUGCGAGCACUACGGACAGAGCAGCGUCAGCUGGCGAAGACGUGGCAACGUGAGGUCAAAGUGCAAAUGGACGAGGUGAUGGCGGCCGCGAACAAACAAAUUCGUAUUGCGUCCCGUCAUGGCGAAGGCGUCGAACGCCAAUUGAUGGCGAGUGAGGACACGACGUCGCCGUUCUUUCGGAGGACAGCGCCGUCGGAAGCCAUUUCGUGGGCCACCCUCGAGCGCCGACUGAGCGAGAUGAAAACACCGUUUCAUCGCGUGCUGCAGUCGCUUGACCAAGCCAACUACGCGCUCAAGCUCAUGGUGAUGACGAAGACGAUAUCGAACGGCUUGCGCUCUCAACACCUGAUUGAAGUAGAUCCGAAACACAGACGCGUUGGCGUCGUUGGGCUCUGGUCCGAUGCAAUCUCGUGUCGUCGAGUUUGCACGAUUCAUUGCAUCGUUCUUGACAGCUAUCGACGACGCCACGGUUGAACGUGCGGUGGCCACCCAUUCCAACUCCAUCCACGACCUCUUGUACACGUGGCAGCCGUGCGACCCAAUAUUCCUCGACGCGAUACCCGUCCCUCCAUUCGGGAUCGAGUCGCCGGAAGUGGAUCACAUUUUAUCGUCGUGGACGUCAGAUCUCGCGGCACGGGCGUCUGCUGCGCGGUGGUUGUCUGCUGUCGCGUUGAACCACCCCACGAACGAGUCGAGUUUUCGAUUUGCGAGUCUCACGCGGGAGGUCAAAGACGCAGUCCUGGUGCUCCUUGUGCCGCUGAUCAAAUCCAAGCGCCCUGUGCACGUCCGCCUCAGACGCCAAUCCACAACAGAUGCCAAGUGGGAUAUUGCGAUUGAUACCGUGGCCGUGACAAGCCCCAAACAAACGCAGCCACAGUCCGCCAUGUUUAAAGCUAUCCAGCGCCGGUUGACUGAACUGCAAAAAUAAAUUUGUGUACGAACGACAUGUG
Aphanomyces invadans is the source of this 2265-nucleotide messenger RNA. RefSeq lists its product as hypothetical. Bases 26 to 1789 code for a protein of 587 amino acids. The transcript is spliced from 3 exons. NCBI's taxonomy places the organism in Eukaryota, Oomycota, Saprolegniomycetes, Saprolegniales, Verrucalvaceae. The record is from RefSeq and is a predicted model, not a curated record.